UAUUUAUCCAACAAAACUUUUGAUUAGCAGCUUCAUUUAGCUUCCAAGGUUUGAUCAUGUCAUAAUCAUCUGACGUCCCUCCUGAUCUCCGUCUCUACAAGAGGGCCUUGAAAAGGGUUACAGUGCAGAGGGAUCUGUCAUGGAUCAUCUCACCUCAGGCCAACACGGUCAGCCCGGCCACGCCUCAAGCUUUCAGUGGCUUUCUUUCGCUUACCAGGGCCUGACAGAGAUCCCCUAUGACACCAUCCUAACACAGACAGACACCCUGGAGGUGCUGGACCUCAGCUACAAUCUGCUGGAAGAGAACCCGGCUCUGCUGGGUCAGCUGGAGAAGCUGAGCACUCUGAUCCUGGACUGUAACAACUACACCUCUCACAUCAAGUUCCCCUACAUGCCCAGUGUCACCGCCCUGUGCAUCAACAAGAACAAGAUCAACAACCUGCCCGUGUUCGUGGAAGAAAUCCGCCGAAAGUUCCCAAAUAUAAAGAUCCUCAGUAUGAUGAAUAACGAGGCAGCACCCAGCUAUUUCAAUGGAGGAAGUCUGACCCAGUACAAAGACUACAGACAGUACGUCAUCAGUCAGAUCCCAGGCCUGGAGAUCCUGGAUGACACUGAGGUCCUGGAGAAGGAGAGAGCCCAGGCUAGAAAAACCUACCGGCUGCAGCAGAGCAGCCACAGCAGCAGGACGAGGAGGGACAUGCCAAAGAGACACACACAGAAAAAGCCAAACACUGUCAGAAGAACAUAGGAUAAAAUGCAUUUAUGAACCUUUCCCUUUAAUGUUACACUGGUGUGUGUUCUGUAUCUGUUUAUUUCAACAUAUAUUUAA
Messenger RNA from Acanthopagrus latus (yellowfin seabream), 829 nucleotides. Its product is annotated as leucine-rich repeat-containing protein 72. The record is from RefSeq and is a predicted model, not a curated record. NCBI's taxonomy places the organism in Eukaryota, Metazoa, Chordata, Actinopteri, Spariformes, Sparidae. The transcript has 5 exons. Gene Ontology annotation, molecular function: protein binding. The coding region runs from base 140 to 748 and encodes 202 amino acids.